ACGAGGUUAACGUGACGUGGCCGAGGAAGGUGGAAACGCCAGUAGCGAACUGUGGGCCCGGCUGAAAUCGGUCUAAAGUAGCUUUUUGUCCGGCAGUAAUCUCUGGAGAACUAACAACGAUGGUGACAGACGUACAGCUCGCUGUGUUUGCCAAUAUGCUUGGCGUGUCGCUCUUCUUGCUGGUCGUCCUUUACCAUUACGUGGCUGUUAACAACCCGAAGAAACUGGAAUGAAUGACUUUCGGCGAGGGGAUGAAGACCGGGACCAUGACAUGACACCUUCUGCACCAGCGAUGGAACAUUUGAUUGUUUAACUCACACUGACUGUUAAAGUCUUGUUUCUUUGUUUUAUUAGAUUUAUGUUAUGAAUAAAGUCUUUCUUUUGUGG
Messenger RNA from Scleropages formosus (Asian bonytongue), 387 nucleotides. It is a transcript of the gene ost4, whose product is annotated as oligosaccharyltransferase complex subunit 4 (non-catalytic). The record is from RefSeq and is a predicted model, not a curated record. The transcript is spliced from 3 exons. Gene Ontology annotation, cellular component: oligosaccharyltransferase complex. NCBI's taxonomy places the organism in Eukaryota, Metazoa, Chordata, Actinopteri, Osteoglossiformes, Osteoglossidae. The coding region runs from base 120 to 233 and encodes 37 amino acids.